UGAUCCACUCUAACCUUAAAAUAACGAUAGUCCAUAAUACCUUUCGAAUUAAUAUAACCGUCGAAUUAAUAUGCUUGUUGCUUACUGAUAGACAUACUACGUGAAAAAGGUAAGACUUAGUAUAUGAUCGCAAUAAAAACAUGAGAAACACUUCUAUUUAAACUGCAGAUUUGCUUUGAUGACACAGUCUAAAAAAGUAAUAAGGUAUAAAAUCUCAUGUAAACAAGAGAGGCUCUUCCAAUAAUGGCAGGAUAUUGGCGCAGCAAUUCAGUUUUUUCAGGGAGAUUGGGCCCAAGACCUGAACCACAAUUUAGAAUGUUGCCUGUUGAAAUGGGACAGCAAAACUUCUACAACAAUAUCCAAAUACAAAGCCCACCUCAAAAUUUAAUGAACAUGGCUAGUAGAAAUUACGGACAACAUUUUUAUAGGCCUCCAGAACCAGUCAAUGUAGGACAUUACCAAAACUACGAUAACAAUUUUCUUAAUAGGUCAAAUCCGUAUCCCACAAGCAUACAAACAACCACAGAACGUCAUUUUCCCGUGCACACUCCAAAUAAUUUUCGUGGGGGUUAUAGAAAUAAUCCAAAGACCACGGUUUCAAGUUAUGCAAACAAAAACAAUGCUAAAAUUAUUAAGUUCACUGAUCAGACUCAUAAAGUUCAUGUUAAAAAGAAUAUUCAAGUUGAACAAGCACAACAAAGAUCUAGUCAUCAAAAUCCACAGAAUUAUGAUUUUGGUAAGACAACAAACUUGACUAGUAGAGGAUCUGGAGGUAAUUUCAUGGGUAUGAGUGAACCAAUCAAUCCACAACAACCUUUAUGCAACAAUCCAUAUGAAUCAGCUCAAGAUAUUUUUUAUAUUCAGACUGUAGAAAAUGUUGUGUACAAACACAAGGAAGAGUGGCCACAUACUACUGUUGCCAGAUUUGCAAAGAGAAACAACAUUGCAAUAGAUUUUGGAUUUGACAAAGUUGACACCCUUUAUUUAUGCACAGUAUUUUUUAAUCAACAAUCAAUUGGACAAGGUACGGGAGCUUUUAAAAAAGAGGCUAAAAGACAUGCGCUAGCAUCAGUGCUUGAAGAGUUGAACAAACAUUUUAACAUUAUUCAAGUUGAUUCGUUACCUUUAAUAGGUUUCAAUUAUUUUGAUUCAACUGAAACAUCAAUGAUGAGAUCAUCAGAAAAAUUUGGUGGUGAUGUGUUUCAAGGUGUCGAACAAGAGAUGGGACGACCUGGAUAUCAAGCCUCGGAAGAUAAUGACAUUUGUGAGAUAAUUGAUUUGGCUAGUUGCGGAUCAGAUGAUGAUAAUUCUCAAGGUGCCACUGGACCAACAGACCUGCAACAACCUUCAGCUAAUAGUCUUGAAGAAGCAGAUGUACACCCAACAAUUAAAGAUAAUUUUUUCAUUCCAACAAUUGAAAAUGUUAUGUACAAGCACCAAAGUGAGCCGCUCAAAUGCACUAUUUCUAGAUUUACCGAGAGAAACAACAUCACUUUAAAUUUUUCGUACGAAAAAGUUGGAUACAACGAAUCGUGCUCUAUAUUUUUUAAUGAACAAUUAAUUGGAAAAGGUAUUGGACAGUAUCGAAAAACUGCUAGAAAGAAGGCUUGUGUAGUAGUGUUUGAAGAGUUAAAAAAGUAUUUUAAUAUCAUCGAAUUCACAAAGGGCUUGCCUCCAAAAAUUUCAAGUAAUUUGGAUUUGAAUGAAAGAUCAACACCCAGUGUUUCAAAUAUUGAAAACAUUGCUUCAAAAAAAAUUGAAUUGAUUGGACCAUCAGAUGAAUUUAGUGGUGGUAAUGUGUUUCAAGGUGUCGAACAAGAGAUGGGACGACCUGGAUAUCAAGCCUCGGAAGAUAAUGACAUUUGUGAGAUAAUUGAUUUGGCUAGUUGCGGAUCAGAUGAUGAUAAUUCUCAAGGUGCCACUGGACCAACAGACCUGCAACAACCUUCAGCUAAUAGUCUUGAAGAAGCAGAUGUACACCCAACAACUAAAGAUAAUUUUUUCAUUCCAACAAUUGAAAAUGUUGUGUACAAGCACCAAAGUGAGCAACUAAAUUGCACUAUUUCUAGAUUUACCGAGAGAAACAACAUCACUUUAAAUUAUUUGUACGAAAGAGUUGGAAACAACGAUUCAUGCUCAGUACUUUUUAAUGGACGAUUAGUUGCAAAAGGUAUGGGAUACCAUCGAAAAAACGCAAGAAGGGAUGCUUGUGCCUUAGUUCUUGAAGAGUUGCAAAAGUUUUUUAAAAUCAUCCAAUUCAAAAAUGACCUGCCUCCAAAAAUUCCAAGUAAUUUAGAUUUCAAUGAAAAAUCAACAUCCAUUGGCACAAAUGUACACAAAGAAGUUCCAGUUGUGGGUGAAGCAAUAGGUUUACACAGUGACCAAUCCAAUGAAACGACUAGAUGUACCAUUAAUCCAGCUGAUGUACAGCAGUCUUCAGUUAAUUGUUUGGAAAAAACAGAUACACAUGCAGCAACUCAAAAUAAGUUUCUCAUCCAAUUUCAAGACUGUGUUGUGUAUAAACAGCUCAGGGAGCAACCACAUACCACUGUUUCUAAAUUUGCAAACCAAAACAAUAUCAAACUAGAGUGUUGGGUUAAAAACGUUGAGCAACUUUAUUUAUGCUCAAUAUUUUUGAAUAAUCAAUUAAUAGGAAAAAGUUUGGAUCGUUUAAAAAAAAAAGCUAAGAAAAAGGCUUAUGCAGCAGCAUUAGAAGAGAUGAAAAAGUAUAUUAAGAUCGUCCAAGUCUACAAAGAUUUCCCUAUUAAUGUAUCCAGUGGUUUGACUUUAAAUGACCAAUCAAAAUCUGUUGAUUCAAGUAGUACAAAAAUUGGCUCACAGAUAAUGGAAUCUACCAGUCAAUCAGGUGAAUUUUUUGAAGAUACCUUUGCUGAAGUUGUUGAAAAGGUAAUAGACAACGUUGGUAAACUGUCGCACUUAGCUGGUGCAUUAGGUGAAAGUUCUCAAGGUGCCACCGAAACAACAGAUGUUCAAUCUUCAGUCAAUAGUUUUACAAAACCUGAUAUUUAUGCAGCAGUUAAAGAUGCUUUCUUUACUAAUUCUAGAAAACUUUUAUGUAAGUUAUCUGUGCCACCACAGAACACUGUUUGCAAAUUUGCCAAAAUCAACAAAAUCCCAUUCAAUUGCGUGGUCGAAAACUUUCAAUCCAAUAUUUCGUGUUCAAUAUUUUUUAAUAAAAAAUGUAUUGCAAAAAGUAUAUCAAGUGAUCGAAUUAGUUCUAAAUAUCAAGCUUAUGCAGCAGCGCUUGAAGGAUUAAGGAGUUAUUUCGGCAGUGUUCAAGCAAACAAUGACUCAUCAUCUUCAUUAAUUCCCACUAACAAUUUGAGUUCAAAUAUGGAUAGACCAGAUAACGAAAUUCUACAAAGUGAAUCAUCUGACAAAGGCAUGUCCCAAAAUAAUGUGGGCUCAAAGAUAAUGAAAUUGAUGGGUUGGUCCGGUGGAGGAUUAGGCAAACAUUCCCAGGGUAUCACCGAACCAAUUAAUGUACAACGUCGAAAGAGGAGGAUAGGACUAGGCCUUGCUGCUGAAGCUAAAAACAUGAAAAAAUUAAAAGUUACAUCAGCGCUUAACGAAAAUCUUACUUCGUCUGUCAAUGUAACUUUAAACCUGGAAAAAAAAAGUUUCAUGCUGCUUGAACAGCCCGAGACGACUAGCUGUGAUAUCGGUCAUUCAAAACCCAUAGAGGUAAUCGAUGUGCUGGACAACGAGUCAUUUGUUAUGGAACCAACCAAAGAGUCUCAUGAGAAUUGA
Molecule: messenger RNA, 3771 nt
Organism: Copidosoma floridanum
Lineage: Eukaryota; Metazoa; Arthropoda; Insecta; Hymenoptera; Encyrtidae
Molecular function (GO): nucleic acid binding
Source: RefSeq, a predicted model, not a curated record